Messenger RNA from Alosa alosa (allis shad), 6083 nucleotides. RefSeq names its product suppressor of glucose, autophagy associated 1 (gene mtcl2). The record is from RefSeq and is a predicted model, not a curated record. Gene Ontology annotation, biological process: regulation of autophagy. NCBI's taxonomy places the organism in Eukaryota, Metazoa, Chordata, Actinopteri, Clupeiformes, Clupeidae.
UCUGGUUUUAGACGCGAAUGAGCACAGACUACCAAGGCGAGAGGAGCACACGGCGUUCUGGUGCAGGGAGUGAGGCAUAGCUUUGAUGAAGAAUCAACUCUGAGCUCUGCAGGAAUACUACUGUGGUUUUUUUUUUCUUUCAACCCAUCUUUGCAACAUAGCCAUUCGCAUUCGUCGUAUGCCGUUCUACACAACAGGUUACGCCCAACUUAUUUUCUUGCGAGAGGCUUUGCGUUUCUUUUCUAAAUUGUUUUUAAAGCGGAAUGAAUGACAAAGACAAAGGUUGAUACCAGUUCGCCCUCUCAUUUGGUCUCGCCUAAGGAAAAGAGGCUUAGACACAAAAUGGAAAGCGGGAACGGCGACAGUGGGCAGUCGCAGACCCUCAAGCCGCACCAGUUCGAGCAGCAGCCGGUGGUGCAGCCGCUACAAGUGAAUGAGAAAAAGAAAGUCAAUCGUGCUCCUUCUCCGGCUAGACCGAAAGAUGUUCCUGGCUGGUCCCUCACUAAAAUCAGAGGAGGUAUCGGUACGCCAACGCUUAGUGUGAAACCAGGUUCCAUACAUAUAGGGAGCCGGGUAUCUAGACGCAGCCCGGCGAGUGGUAAAGACAUGAAGUCGGAGAAAGGGAAAGUACCGGGGAAAUCCAUGCUCUCAGUUGCUAGCGCUCCGAAGAGCAGCAAAUCUGCUAAGGUCGGUCGAAGGAAAAUUUCGGAUGCCAGUAACGCUUCAGACGACUUGAGCAAAGAUUCGGGUUGCGCCCCUGGAAAGCUUUCCCCCACAGACAGUAGCUCCGAGCUCUCUGACUGCGCUUCGGAGGAAAAUAAACUUUCCACCGAUGCAUUGAGCAGUGACACUGAAUCCAGUAGUCGAUGUGGGGCGACAGACAACGACAAAUCUGGAAAGGACCAUAUUUUGGGGCGGCCCGGGAAACUUGGCCGGGGGGAUGGUGCCAAGACACCGGUGGAAAAGGACCGUCUCUCCAUUAGCGUGGAGACCGGGGAAGGUAGCAUCUCUCCCGGUGACGAGAGGUCUGUCACCUCCUUCGACAGCCGUAUGCUAGCUAGUACAUCACUAGCAUUUUCUGACUUGACAGAAGAGUUCAUGGACGGCACUCAUGAGGAAUUUAUCAGAGAAAUCGAAGAACUGCGUUCCGAAAACGACUACUUAAAAGAUGAGAUUGAGGAGCUGCGUUCGGAGAUGCUGGAGAUGCGGGACAUGUACAUGGAGGAGGACGUGUACCAGCUGCAGGACCUGCGGCAGCAGCUGGACCAGGCCAACAAGACCUGCCGCAUCCUGCAGUACCGACUGCGCAAGGCCGAGCGCCGCAGCCUGCGCGUGGCCCAGACUGGUCAGGUGGACGGAGAGCUCAUCCGCACCCUGGAGCAGGACGUCAAGGUGGCCAAAGAUGUGUCCAUCCGCCUGCACAACGAGCUGGAGUCGGUGGAGAAGAAAAGGACCCGGCUAGAGCAGGAAAACGAGGAGCUGAGGGUCCAGCUACAGGACCUGGAGGUGGCCAAGCAGGUCCUCCAGACGGAGAUGGACAAGUCUAGAGAGCAGAACUCCCAGAAGAAGCGAGCUAGUGAUCGACGCUCGAACAGCAAGCCGGAGAAAAAGCCCAUCCCUCAGGCUGAGGACAGCUCGGACCUUAAGUGCCAGCUGCACUUUGCCAAGGAGGAGUCGGCGCUCAUGUGCAAGAAGCUGACCAAGCUGGUCAAGGAGAGCGAGAGCAUGCGCGAGGCUCUGGGCAAGUACCGUUAAGCUCACGGCGAGGUGGGCCUUGGCUCCACUGUGGAGGAGGGUGGCCGAAGUCGCCGCCUGCACGCCAAGGAGGCCGAGGUGCGCGUCCACCUCAAGCUGGUUGAGGAGGAGGCCAACCUGCUGAGCCGCCGCAUCGUGGAGCUGGAGGUGGAGAACCGUGGCCUGCGUGCCGAGAUGGACGACAUGAAGACCCAGGAGCUGGGUCCCGGGGGCGGCCUGGGGCCUGCAGGCGGCGGUGGUCUACUGGUGCUCCAGGGCACGGAGAAUGUGAUGGAGCUGCAGCGCCACCUACAGUUUGUGGAGGAAGAAGCGGAGCUGUUGCGGCGCUCUCUGAUCGAGCUGGAGGAGCAGAACAAGUUGCUGAUGAACGAGCUCAACCGCUACAAGUCCGAGCUGCCUCCGCCGGCCAACGGAGAGCCCGACUCACCGGCCGCCACAUCUCCGGGCCCGGCAGGCGCUCCACUCCUGGAGGAAGGGGGGGCCACUGAGGCGGUCAGCGAGGAGCUGGUGGUGGCACGGCUCCAGAUCGGCGAGCUGAGCGGCAAGAUGAAGAAACUGCAGUACGAGAACCGCGUGUUGCUGUCCAACCUGCAGCGUUGCGACCUGGCGUCCAGCCAGAGGCCAGCGCUGGAGACGGACGCAGAAGCGGGCGACUCGGCUGAGUGCGUGCCCAGUGAGGGCCUCCGCGAGGGGCCCGUGGGUGGCGAGGGCGAUGACGAGGAGCGCAGGGGGCCUUCCGAGGGCAUCCGGGACGCAGCGCCAGACAAGCCCAUGCCCGGUCUAGGUCUCGGGCUCCUGAUCUCAGACUGCGGCCACGUGCGCGCCCCCUGCUUGCUGAAGGACCGCCAGGCCCUGUUGGCCGUCCGCGAGCAGGCGCAGCUGGUCAGCACAGCGAUCCAGCUGCUCACUUCGCCUGACUCCAACUGCCUCCUAUCCAUGGACUCAUCGGACAGCCUCUACCGGAAGCUGUCCGGCGACGGCGACGAUGCGGCAGAGAAUGUGAUCCUGGAGAAGAGUCCUCCUCCGCCAACUGACCUGGCCCUCGUGGAGGCCCUGCGGGGCCGGCUGCGGGGGCUCCAGUCCCAGCUGCAGGCCUUUGUGGAGCGCGUGGAGGCCCUGGGAGACUCCCCGGGGAGGGAGCAGGUGGACGGGGCGUCCCCGCUGCCACUGCUGUCCGAGUCUGGGGACCCCGCGGUGGGCAUGCCUCCUGCCUCAGCCCCCUGCCCCUCUGAGAGCCCUGCCAGGGUCACCACAACUGAACAGAAGUCCGACUUUAGGGACCAAUCAGAGCGGGAGGUCAAAGGUCAGGAAGCCUGUCUCAGCAAAUCAGAGGAGGAGGGCGGUGGCCACCUAGACAGCAACAGGAACCAGGACGUCCGUGACCAAGACCUGGACACAAAGGAGACCAACAGGGCUCUGCAUGAUGAGGUGGGUGCUCUGCAGGCUCAGCUGAGUGAGGCCCGGCUGAAGGCUGAGGGGGCCGAGCAGGAGCUCAGCCUGGAGAGACAGGCCCGCCAAGAGGACACACACAGCACCUCCCUCAGGCUCAGCCAGUUGCAGGAGGAGCAUCAGAAGGCUCUGGUGCGGAGGGACUUCCAGCUGCAGAGCCUGAGCCUGCAGACACGUCUGCAGCAGAAGUUCUGGAGCCAGGAGCGGAACCGGCUGGUGCAGGAGGCCCAGCAGCUCAAGCAGAGCCUGCUGCUGCUUAGCCUCAAGCUGCGCUGGUUCCUCAAGCAGUGGCGCCUGGGCAAGAAGCUGGAGGGAGACGCCAAGGACAUCCUGGAGGUGGGUAAUGUGAAGGACCUGUGCUUGCUGCUGGAGGAGGAGGCCCUUAGCCCUCACCAGGGCGACAACAAGAUGGCUGCCGCUGAGGAACAGCCCCUGAGCCCCACGACUAAAGAGCACUGCCUGCUGGACAAGAGCUUCAAACAGCAGAACGGCGGUGUGAACGGCACGCUGGCGGACCUGCAGGGUGCACUUCAGGACCUGAGCGUGGAGCUGCGCGAGGAGAGGCAGGGCUCGCAGGAGCUCACGCAGCAGUUCGCCAAGGCCAAGGCCUCCUGGGAGGUGGAGAGGACCGAGCUCAAGAGCCUCAUUACUCAGCUGGAGGCCAAAGCCGGGAAGGCUGGCUCACUGGCGGCGACGGGCGACAAGGACCAUCCAGACCUGAAGGGGGCGCUGAAGCGAGAGCGCGAGGAGCACCAGCAUCUGCUGGCCGAGUCCUACGCGGCUGUCAUGGACCUGACCAGGCAGCUGCAGGUGAGCGAACGCGGCUGGGGCCGCGAGAAGCUGGAUCUGCUCGAGCGCCUGGGCCAGGAGCGCAGCCAAUGGGAGCAGCGGCUGCGUGAUGCCCACAACAAGAGCACACAGGCUCUGAGUGACCGGACAACUGAGAUGGGGAUUCCGGCUGAUGCGGAGACCAAUGGGACGCCCGUACAGAGGACCACGUCCAUCUCGUCCAUUCUGGAGCUGGACGGCUGUCCCUUUGCCUCGGGUCAGCAGGUAAACGGCAUGCACGAGUCCUGCAAGCUGCCACCUGCCGACUCCUCGCCCCUCCUGGCCCGCACUGACCUGAGCGGCCUGAACCAUAAGAACUGGAAGUACCUGACCAGCGAGUGCGCGCUGCCCGAGCAGGCUGACCCCUUCAAAACGUGGGACUGCCCCGCUACCGGCAGCGCCAGCAGCUUCCCGGGCCUCGACGGCCCCCAGCGCAGCUACACGGCACCGGACAAGACGGGCAUCCGCAUCUACUACAGCCCGCCAGCUGUGCGGCGCAUGGAGGCCAGGUCGGCCAAAGGGAAGGGUCAGCAGCAGCAGGUCCAGCGUGGACACUCAUCGCGGAGCGGAGGAGAGAGCCAGCCGUCAGUGUCCGCACCUACGUCCAGCACCUCGUUGUCGUCCCCGGCACCGUAUGACCAGUGGCUGAGCACGCUGUCGCAGCAGCACAGAGACCUGCUGGAGGGCAGGACAGGGGUCGGGGGAGGAGGACCAUCCUUCCACGGCCUGGAGAUCGCGGGAAACCUGAGCGACGACAUGAAAGAGAUGACCAACUGCGUGCGGCAGGCCAUCCGGUCCAGCUCGCUAGAGAGGAAAUGCAGCAAGGAGGCUGGGAGCCAGACGGUCGGGGUCAGCAGCACGGGGACGCAGACGGCACAGCUGGUCAGCGUCGGCAUGCAGACGGACGGCCCUGGCCUCGGAAGCCGGACGGGGCUCCACAGCAAGAGUUGGUCGCCGCGGCCGUCCUCCUCACUGGCCUCGGCGCGCACGCGCCAAAUCUCGUCCUCGCUGGAGAAAGUGGCCGGACGCAUUGAUCGGCCUUGCUGCUCGCCAAAGUACGGCUCGCCCAAGCUGCAGCGCCGCGUCUCCGCCUCGUCCUCACGCCUGGACGCCGCGUCCACCUCCUCGGCCGGCUCGUCGGUGGUGUCACGCGAACGCAGCCUGUGGAGCCUCCACCAGCGUAGCGCCUCGUGCGGCUCGGCGUGGGCGCGCUCCACCACCACGCGCGACUCGCCCGUCCUCAGCGGCCUCAACGACGGCCUGUCCAGCCUAUUUAGCGUGGUGGAGCACGGCGGCAGCUCCGAGGCGCUCUGGAAGGCCGACCUGGGGUCCAGCAACAGCCCCGGGCGCCAGCCCCCCGCCGGGAAGCCCUCGUGCCCCAACCCCGGGGUCGGUCUGAGCCAGACUCUGGGAGACGCAGCGCCGGGCGUAGGUGUGGCCGUCGGCUCGCAGCGCUACGGCACCGUGCAGGAGUUCAUCCGGAACGUGUGCGGCCGCUCGCAGAGCGCCUCGUCCACUGACGAGCCCAAGCCCGAGUGCCUCUCGGGGCUGUUGGCGGGCAGCGACAACGUCACCAAGAUCGUCAACAAGCGCUUCAUGAAGCCGGCGCGAGACGACCUGGGGCCCGCCACCCUCAGCAAAGAGGUCAGCCUGAGGGACAGCCUGCCCGGCUCCGCCUCAGUGACCCUGGAGGACUCUGUUUGUGACUGUUCCUCUCAGUCUCUCACCUCCUGCUUCGCCCGGCCGUCCCGCUACGCCACGCGCCACUCCCAGGGCCAGUGCAAGCAUCGGCUGCCCGAGGGUACCGUGGCGACGGACGAGAAGCUGGAGGUCAGCGUGGCGGAGUAGUGGAGACGCCACUGCCACAGCACACGCUAGCAGACCACCAGACACACAUGCCCACACACUCCUAAACACGGAUAUACUCAGACUCACACAUGCGUGCACACACACACACACACCCACACACACACACACACACACACACACAUGCAUUACACAUUCACACAAACUGCCACAAAACACACUGCCACACACAAAAUACACUGCCA